Messenger RNA from Spodoptera frugiperda (fall armyworm), 5872 nucleotides. RefSeq names its product chondroitin sulfate synthase 1 (gene Chsy). The record is from RefSeq and is a predicted model, not a curated record. Gene Ontology annotation, molecular function: glucuronosyl-N-acetylgalactosaminyl-proteoglycan 4-beta-N-acetylgalactosaminyltransferase activity. Gene Ontology annotation, cellular component: Golgi cisterna membrane. The transcript is spliced from 6 exons. Bases 453 to 3299 code for a protein of 948 amino acids. NCBI's taxonomy places the organism in Eukaryota, Metazoa, Arthropoda, Insecta, Lepidoptera, Noctuidae.
GAAGAAAUACGGUGUGCACGGACACUCGGAAUUACCGCUGCUUGAGUUUUGUUUUGGAACGGUCCAGUUGCUUGUCGGGCGGCGCACGAGUCGAACUGUUCCCACGCGCGAUACGAUUAGCUCGACGCGGUGCAACGUAACAUGAACGGGUCGCAUUUCUAUACGCGCCGCGCCUCGCCGCGCUCGCACCGCCGAUAACAUCUGCGAAACCAAUAUUUAGGCCGGCGAUAUCGUGAUAGGGUUCGAAUUCGUGCGCGACAUUUCGCCGGCAUCGCGCGGCCAUGUGAUCGCUCCCCGACCGAUGGGAGCGAAAAUCGAACAAAAAAGCCGCCUGCUAAUGUCUACCCCUCCCGGUCGCUACAAAAAAGGGAUAAAAAGGUUAUUCCUGGAAUGCACACAUGUGGACGCCGGGUAAAAGUGGGUGCUCAUAUUGAAUCUGCAGUGUUACCACGAUGCCUCGGAGGAGCAGGUGGAUGCAUUUGGCCGCGGGGGUCGCUCUCGGCGUAACCUUCGGGAUCUUUCUCAAGUUGUGUUUAAGGACUUCAUCCAGGACGACGAUAGAGCCAUGUCCGGAAUCGGCGAAGUUAGUCGAUGCCGACCCUCUCGCCCUGAUAGGCUUGUUGCCAAACGAGACUGUUCACAACUCGAACAGAACUUUAGUGUUCGUGGGUGUUAUGACAGCUGAACAAUAUUUAGGUUCUAGAGCAAAAGCAGUGUACGAAACUUGGAGCCAGGACUUGCCUGGUCGGAUCGCGUUUUUCAGUUCGGAAGUGUCGCGUGCGCCUGGUUUACCUUUAGUUCCCUUGCGUAAUGUGGACGACAGUUAUCCUCCGCAGAAGAAGUCUUUCUUGAUGUUACUGUACAUGUACGAGAAGUAUGGGGAUAAGUUCGAGUGGUUCAUGCGUGCGGAUGAUGACGUGUAUGUGAGAGGUGAUAAGUUGGAGGAGUUUUUGCGUUCGGUGGACAGCAGGAAGCCUCAGUUUAUCGGGCAGGCCGGUCGAGGUACUAGUGAAGAGCGAGAUGCUCUGGCUCUGGACUACAAUGAGAACUUCUGUAUGGGCGGGCCGGGUGUGUUGUUCUCUCGGGAGACGUUGAAGAGGGUGGCGCCUCACGUGAAGUACUGCCUGAAGCACCUGUACACGACGCACGAGGACGUGGAGCUGGGCCGCUGUGUCGCCAAGUUUGCCGGAGUGUCGUGCACGUGGAGUUAUGACAUGCAAACGAUUCUACAUCACAACGGCAGUGGAAACUUGGCGUACACCGGCAGGUUGAAGAACAGGGAAGUACAUCGAGCCAUCACACUGCAUCCUGUGAAGGACCAUCGGCAGAUGUACAGGAUACAUUCUUAUUUUAAGAACCUUCGAAUCCAGGAGCUUCGAGAACGUUCUCUGGACCUGCACAGAGAUAUUGCAUUAGCAAUGAAAGAGCUGCAGGUUCCCGAGGAUCAGGUGGAAGACUACAAGCUGCCUGGAGACGUCCCGCUGUUUCCAGCCAAGAUUGGAGACCCUGACUAUCUGGGUGAUAAUAAGAUAUUAGGUGCUCCAAUAGACAUGAACCGCUACAAGCCAGACUCGAUAGACGACAUAGUGCCAUUUGACUUCAUCAGCAAGUCCUUAUACUCAGCCAGCCACGCCAACCCCAAGCGACGGAUCGAAGGACCACUGCGGGAGGCACUCGAUGAUGUUAUCAGAGAAGUAAUGGAGAUUAUAAACGCACCGUCCCGUCAACGAGGUCGUGUCAUCGACUUCAAUGAGCUUCUGUAUGGGUACACUCGGCUGCAGCCGCUGCACGGAGCUGAUCAUGUGCUGGACCUGCUCCUCAAGUACCGCCGCUACAGGGGACGUAAGAUGACUGCCGCUGUCAGGCGACAUGCUUACCUGCAGCAAAGUUUUACCAGUAUGGAGAUUAGAGAAAUACCAAUGGGAGAACCACCACCGUUCGAGGACCCAGAAGUACUAGAUGAAUCUGAAGUCAUCAAUAACAUCAAUCCUGUAGACUACGAUGAUUUUGAUGAGUCUCGUCAACAAGAAGGGUUCUUAGAUAAAUUGAAUGUCAGAGAAGCCCUCGAGAGUGGUCUGAUGAAGUUACAGAACUUACCAAAAGUAUGGAACUGGGGAGAUGAUGGCUCUGAGGAAUAUCCAGUGUACGAUAGAAGAAUCCACUUUAUCAUGCCUUUGUCCGGUAGACAAGAAACUUUUGGAAGAUUUAUGAAAAACUACGAAGAUAUCGUACUGAAGACUAACGAGGCUGUGUCGCUAAUAGUUGUAGUGUACCUAGAUACUAGUAAUCCUCUAGACUAUAAAAGCACUGAGGAUUUAGUCAACUUCUAUGUAAAUACGUAUGGUAAAGAUAUCAGGACAGUGCUCAUGGGUACGGAGACUUUCUCACGAGGUGCAGCAUUGACGGAAGGACUUAAACUCUGUUCGCCUGACGAUUUAGUUUUCUUUAUCGACGUAGAUAUGAUGUUUAAUUUUGAUACUCUCAGAAGAAUCAGGAUACACACUAUCAAGUAUCAUCAAGUAUAUUUCCCAGUGGUGUUCAGUGAGUACAAUACUGAAGUGGUUAAUGGUGAUGAUUAUAAUAAACUAUUGGGAGAUAAAAUCGAAGAAGAACCUACCUUGGAUGAUAUGGAAGAUGAAGAAGAGCCAGUUGAAGAAGUAGAAAAAACUGAAAAGGAAUUGAUCAAUCAAAAGUAUACCAAAGAAAUAACUAACGACAACGGUUAUUUCAGACAGUAUGGUUUCGGUAUCUUAGCUAUAUACAAAUGUGAUUUUGAACGUGUUGGAGGAUUUGAUUUAAAAAUCAAAGGUUGGGGAAUGGAAGAUGUUGAAAUGUUCGAAACUUUGAUAAAAUCUAAUUUAACUGUAUUAAGGGUAGCAGAUGAGAGUCUUGUUCAUAUAUUCCAUUCUGUGAAUUGUGACAAAACUUUAGAGAGACCACAAUUUUUGAUGUGUCUUGGCACAAAAGCUUCUACGUAUGGGAGCGAACAGCAAAUGAUUAAUUAUAUGAUAAAUCAUCCGGAAGUGAUGUGGCCUCCGGAACAGGCUCUUAAAGAAAUGGAGAGAAAAAUAGAAGAAGAAAAGAAGGCUGAGGAAGCAAGGAAGGCAGAAGAACAGAAGAAGUUUGAAGCUGAAAAAAAGGCGGAGGCGGAUAAAGCUAAAGCUGAGGCAGAAAAAAAGGCUGAGGCGGACAAGAAAGCUGAGGCUGACAAAAAAGCUGAGGCUGACAAAAAAGCUGAGGCUGACAAAAAAUCCGAAACAGAAAAGAAAACGUCAGAAGAGAAAAACGGUGCUAGAUAGUACAGGGUUUAAUAUACGGAGUAGAUAUUCGGUGCAAAAGAACUAAGUAAUUAAUGAUUUGUAUAAAUAUGAGUACGAAUUCUAGUAUUUUUUAAUGUUUUUGUUGUCCUUUUCUGUACAUUUAUUAAGAAAAGGUAGUCCUACUUGUGGUAAGAUAUAAAUUAUAAAAGAUUUUAUAAUUUUUGUCUUAAAUUAGGAUGUUAGUUAGAGCGGUACUUGACGCAAAAUAAAUUAAAAUUUCGAUUACGAACGAUUACUGUAACUUGUGAUUUAGUAUUAAGAUACAUUUUGUGUAUAAAUAAAAUUUCUUGAAGCUAUUUAUCUCGCAGUUCUUUAUCUUGCGUCAAAUUAAAUUAUUCUUUGUAUAACUAUUUUAUCCUAUUCUCUCAAAUGAUUCCAUAUUUGUAAUGAUGCAUUUAUUUCUAUUCUAUUUAACUUUAACUUAGUACGAUUUACUUAUUUAUGAACUCUAAUCAAUUAUUUUACACUCCUGUUAAUAUCCUUUUUACAAUUUAUUGGAACAAGAAUAUCACAAUACUACCUAGAAUAUAGGAGGUAUACAAUUUAUCCUAUUUAUGUCCAUUGUAUCAUAGAUGUGUAUUACUUUUUAAUGCAAGACAUAUUUUUCCUACAAAUAGUACCUCACUAAAGUAUAGCGGUAAGUUAUUAAAUGGAAUUGUUUUAUAAAUAAUAUGAAUUUCAUGUACAAAGUGACGGUACAUUUUGGUGCGCAAAACGUUAUACAUUUACUUUAAAAAGAAGUAUAAUAAUUUUGUUCCUAUUAAAACAAAAAAAGUCGGUUAAUAAAUGCUAAUUUCAUUUGGUUUGUAAAAAUGAUGUGUUUGAUCGGUGUAGAUAAGACAGAAUGUGUAUUCUGUGUUCGUAUCCAAUAUUUAUAAUGUUAAUCUUCUCUAUUAUUUUAGUCCAAAAACUAUUGUUAUUCAAAUGUACGUAUAUUUUAAAUGACAGACCUUUGGUGAAUUACCUAUUAAUUAUUUUCAUGGUAAAACUUACAAGUUGAGACAACAGAGGGCUUCGUACAAGUUUUACGUUUAACGAGACCGAAACGAGACCGCGUUCAGUUCUCUGAUUGGUUGGUUCACGGGAGCCGGCCAAUCACAGCGCCGAACGCGGUCUCGUUUUGAUCUCGUUCUACGUAAAAUAAACUCGUAUUGAGCCUCGGUCGUCUCGUUAAUGAAGUGACAUGUAAAUUGUACAAUUUGUCAUACCUGCGGUAAAAAGGCUAUAAAGGGCAAAUACCUAAUUUAAAAAUGAGUUAAAGAACGUUUGCUUUCUAUAGCCUUAUGUAUUUAAAACCAUGAAACAAACAGUAAAAAGUAUAUAAAGAAACAUGAAAUACGUAUGUAAAGAAUAUAUAAUUGGCUGGCCAAUAUUGUACGCUAGCGGUAAUAUCACUCGUAAUACAUUAGUAUUAAACAUCUAAUUCUAAUAAGACCUAUACAGGUCGAGUUAGGGCUUACACAAGUCACAGAAUAGCAUAAUAAUCUAGUUUAAUUAGUGUCAAGUCACUGCCAAGUUCCAAUAAGGUCCUUUUUACAUGCUCCGUAUAGAUACUUUUAAUCGGCGUAUAUGUGAAUUGGAAUUUCGACUUUAUAUCAAGACAGUAAAGUUGGAAAUCGAAUACAUAAAUUUGACAAAAACGAGUAAGUUAGCUUGUACCCUUAGUAUGAGUUUGCUUUACGUCGAACGAAAACGAAACGAGAGCGCGUUCAGCGUUUUGAUUGGCUGACUCGAAUGGACCAACCAAUCAGAGCGGCGAACGCGUUCUCGUUUCGUUUACGAUACUGCUGACUUUCUGAGCGUGUACAAAGGCACCGAAUUUCAGCUUCAAGUAAAUCCUAUCCUUUUGUAAAUUAUUUUCUUCCAGUCAUUAACUGUCCAUGUCAUGCAGAAUACUCGAAAACUUUGGUUGUGACAAGCUUAUUUAUCGAAAAUGUUAUGAAUAAGCUCUUUGUUCGGAAUAGGCAAUACCACUUAAUGGCAAUAUUACUUACUUUGUUAUAAAUUAAGGAGGAAUAUUGAGUGUGACGUAGCGAUGCCAGGUACUCACAUAAAAAGUUAAACUUUAAGUUAUAAUUCGUCUAAGACUAAGGUACUAAAUAUGGAAAUUCUUGAAUUAUUAUUGAAAUCAGUAGACACAUAACGCAUUGAACACUCAUCUUCAGCCAUUUUGGGCUCAAAAGUGUGAUUUUAAUGCGUUGUCUGUCUGUCUGUCUGUUUGUUCGACGCUUGGCAUCAUACCACAGAGAUUCAUCUUCGAUUCCAACCCAGUGCUAUCAUAAUAUGUAAAACUAAGUAUUAUUUUUAAAUAAAUGUAAAUAAUCAUGUACAUUGUUAUUAUUGUGCUCACUAAGUGCCAAUUCCUAGUAUUUUAAGUAGAACAAUGAAGUAAAAUCGAAACGUAUGUCGUAUGUAUGUAUGUAUGUAUGUAUAUUGAAAUAAUUUCAUGUUGAUAUUAUAAUAAAUGAACAAUUUUGAAAUUGCAUUGUGAUUUGAAAGUGAUGAAAUUAAUUGAAAUAGUAUCGAAAAUAAAUUUAUUUUGUGAUGAUAUA